AUGUGGUCGUUUCACCGUGUUCUUCAUCUUCUCCUCCUGCCGACACUUUGCCUAGCCGAAUACCCUAAGAUUGAUGAUGAAUUGAUUGAGAAAGCCAAAGCUGGGCAGUGGAUUUAUCUAGGUGAUGAAGACGAUACAAUGAUCAAGAUUGUGAGGAUGCAAAACGUUUUCCACAAGGACAUCUCAUACGGAGAGGCUGAACAGUUUUGUGAAGAAGAUCGGGGGCACUUGCUGUCUGUCCGAUCACAAGAGGAGGACACAUAUAUAUCAGAUCUGGCAUUGGCUGUAUAUGCAAAAGAUGGGGGCGCAUCCGACUGGUACGUGAGAUUUCCCACCGGUUGGUUAGGAUCAUGGUCAGAUGGAUCUUCAACCGACUACGUUAGAAAGAAACUUGGCCAUAAAUGUAUAUGGGUGAGUUUCGUCUCUUACCAUUUAAAACUAGAAAGUGCUUGGAGAGUGCUCAGAUCGUAG
Molecule: messenger RNA, 471 nt
Organism: Cooperia oncophora
Lineage: Eukaryota; Metazoa; Nematoda; Chromadorea; Rhabditida; Trichostrongylidae
Source: the annotation of a GenBank genome assembly